Tuber melanosporum (Perigord truffle) is the source of this 997-nucleotide messenger RNA. RefSeq lists its product as uncharacterized. The transcript has 4 exons. Gene Ontology annotation, biological process: tRNA processing. Gene Ontology annotation, molecular function: RNA binding. NCBI's taxonomy places the organism in Eukaryota, Fungi, Ascomycota, Pezizomycetes, Pezizales, Tuberaceae. The record is from RefSeq and is a predicted model, not a curated record. Gene Ontology annotation, cellular component: nucleolar ribonuclease P complex. The coding region runs from base 137 to 997 and encodes 286 amino acids.
AACAGGUUGCCUUACUGGUACUGGCACCUCAACCCAUUAAAGCCGCACAUUCUCUCCCUUGUCUCAGCACCUGCAUUUCGAAUUGUCCUACUCAAUCCACACAAGCUAUUCCCACAGCUGGUUUUCCACCACUCAGAUGUUCUACGACCUCAACGUUCCCUGGGCCCCCACUUCUCCGGAUCUUCCGCGAACUGUGGCUUUCCUGAACGAGCUAGGCUACAAUGUGAUUGCUUUAUCCCACACCCACUCGGGAAAAUUCCCGCAAAGCCAACCCAAUCCAAUCCCGGAGAACCCGUUUCCCAAACACCCGAACCUCCAAAUACUCCGCCGAAUAACGGUUAUCCUUGAUGACCCCUCCCAAAACCACCGACUCGCCGCCCUAACCUCUGCCUAUGACAUUGUUGCUCUGCGUCCUACGAACGAGAAGCUCCUACUGCAGGCUUGCAAAGAACUGGAUUGCGAUCUCAUCUCUGUCGACCUCUCACAACGCAUGGGCUACCAUUUCAAGCAUAAGACAGUUGGACUGGCAAUCCAGCGGGGGAUAUUUCUCGAAAUAAACUACUCUGCUAGUAUCAACGAUAUCACAGCACGGAGAAAUCUGAUAGGAAACGCAGCAGCAUUAAUACGAGCAACAAGAGGGCGAGGAAUUGUUAUUAGCAGUGAAGCAAGGAGAGCUCUUGGUGUUAGAGGUCCAUUCGACGUGAUCAAUCUCGCAACACUAUGGGGGCUAAGCCAGGAUAAAGGCAGAGAGGCAAUGGAUGGGCUUCCUCGCCUGGUGGUGGCGCAAGCGAAACUGAAAAGGACCUCUUUCCGAGGUGUUAUAGACGUUGUCGUCAAUGAACCUCCUCGAGGGAAUAAGCGGAGAGCAGAGGACGCUGCCGGUCCAUCAGAUCAACCAGAACCAGAAGCAAGCCCAGAAGGUAACCAAAAGACCGAGGCUCCACCAAGGCUAUCCAAGAAAGCCCGAAAAGCAUUAGCCCGUGCGUCGAAAUCAUAA